This is a messenger RNA of Harpia harpyja (harpy eagle), 5097 nucleotides long. RefSeq names its product Rho related BTB domain containing 2 (gene RHOBTB2). The record is from RefSeq and is a predicted model, not a curated record. Gene Ontology annotation, biological process: small GTPase-mediated signal transduction. The coding region runs from base 401 to 2656 and encodes 751 amino acids. Gene Ontology annotation, molecular function: GTPase activity; protein binding; GTP binding. The transcript is spliced from 10 exons. NCBI's taxonomy places the organism in Eukaryota, Metazoa, Chordata, Aves, Accipitriformes, Accipitridae.
GGUGUUUCGGCUGCAAGUGACAAUUGUGCUUUUGUUUUGCCUAGCAGGGAGGGGGGCAGGCGGGAAUUCGGCUGCCCAGAAAGCUGCCAGGAACUCUUUAUGCCACAAUUAAGCACCUGCUACAAGAGAGCAAAUAAGCCAAAUCAUGCGGCUGGCAAACAAGCUUUACGUGUUCCUUCCCCGUGACCCACUCCAAGAAGAAGAAAGCUCAAAGCUGCAGCUCGGCUGCUCGCAGCUCCCGUUGCAGGGAAAUAAAUAGCUUCGCCGCGAAGCCGAUAGCUUCGCUGCCGGCUCGCUGUCCCGCUGUGGGCACGGAGGCAGCCCCGGGAGCUGCCUAUGCCCGGCUCAAAAGCCAAAGGGCUUCCCCCUCCCCAAAUAAGCGACUCCAUCUCCUUCUGCUAUGGAGAGAGAGAUCCCCGUCCUGCGAGUUAGGUCCCAAUUAAUGGAUUCUGACAUGGAUUAUGAGAGGCCAAACGUAGAAACUAUCAAGUGCGUCGUGGUCGGGGACAACGCGGUGGGCAAGACCCGACUCAUCUGUGCCCGCGCCUGCAACGCCACGCUGACCCAGUACCAGCUCCUCGCCACCCACGUGCCCACGGUGUGGGCCAUCGACCAGUACCGCGUCUGCCAGGAGGUGCUGGAGCGCUCCCGGGAUGUGGUAGACGAUGUUAGCGUGUCCUUGCGGCUCUGGGACACUUUUGGUGACCACCACAAAGAUAGGCGCUUUGCCUAUGGCAGGUCCGACGUUGUGGUUUUGUGCUUCUCCAUCGCCAACCCCAACUCCCUGCACCAUGUGAAGACCAUGUGGUACCCAGAGAUCAAGCACUUCUGUCCCCGCGCGCCCGUCAUCCUGGUGGGCUGCCAGCUCGACCUGCGCUAUGCCGACCUGGAGGCCGUCAAUCGGGCACGGCGACCCUUGGCCAGGCCAAUCAAACCUAACGAGAUCCUUCCCCCGGAGAAGGGGAGGGAGGUAGCCAAGGAGCUGGGGAUCCCCUAUUACGAGACGAGCGUGGUGGCCCAGUUUGGCAUCAAGGACGUCUUCGACAAUGCCAUCCGUGCCGCCCUCAUCUCCCGCCGUCACCUGCAGUUCUGGAAGUCCCACCUCCGCAACGUGCAGCGGCCUCUUCUCCAAGCCCCCUUCCUGCCCCCCAGGCCCCCUCCACCCAUCAUCAUCGUCCCGGACCCCCCGUCCAACAACGAGGAGCGCCCAGCCCACCUCUUGGAGGACCCCCUGUGUGCAGACGUCAUCCUGGUGCUGCAAGAGAAGAUCAAAAUCUACGCACACAAGAUCUACCUCUCCACCUCCUCCUCCAAAUUUUACGACCUGUUCCUCAUGGACCUGAGCGAGGAGGACCAGCAGAGCGCCGCGGGCCAUGGCUUUGGGGUGGCUGUCACCGCGGCUGCUGAGCGGAUGCUGCACCAAGAGGAGAGGCACCACGGGCGGGAUUUCCUCCUCCGAGCCGCGAGCUUCGAUAUCUGCGAGAGCACCGAGGAGGCCGGAUCCGGCCAACGAAAACCGUGCCUUAGAGCCUCCACCAGUGAUGGGAUCCUGCGGGGCAACCGCUACGAGAACGGGGAGCGGGGGCUGCGGCGGGGAAGGGACCUUUCCUCUUGGAGCCGGGCUUUCACCAGCAUCCAGGAGGAGAUGGCAGAAGACCCGCUGACCUACAAGUCCAAGCUCAUGGUGGUGGUGAAGAUGGAUGCUUCCAUCCAGCCGGGUCCUUUCCGGGCCGUGCUGAAGUACCUGUACACAGGGGAGCUGGAUGAGAACGAGCGGGACCUCAUGCACAUUGCUCACAUCGCUGAGCUGCUGGAGGUCUUCGACCUCCGCAUGAUGGUGGCCAACAUCCUCAACAACGAGGCGUUCAUGAACCAGGAGAUCACCAAAGCCUUCCAUGUCCGGAGGACCAACCGGGUGAAGGAAUGCCUGGCCAAGGGGACUUUCUCGGAUGUCACCUUCGUGCUGGAUGACGGUGCUAUCAGUGCCCACAAGCCCCUGCUCAUCUCCAGCUGCGACUGGAUGGCCGCGAUGUUCGGCGGCCCCUUCGUGGAGAGCUCCACCAACGAGGUGGCACUUCCUUACACCAGCAAGAGCUGCAUGCGGGCGGUGCUGGAGUACCUCUACACGGGGCAGUUCAGCUCCAGCCCCGACCUUGACGAUAUGAAGCUCAUCAUCCUCGCCAACCGCCUCUGCCUGCCGCACCUGGUGGCUCUCACCGAGCAGUACACCGUCACCGGUCUGAUGGAGGCGGCGCAGAUGAUGGUGGACAUCGACGGGGACGUGCUCGUGUUCCUGGAGCUGGCUCAGUUCCACUGCGCCUACCAGCUUGCCGACUGGUGCCUCCAUCACAUCUGCACCAACUACAACAACGUCUGCCGCAAGUUCCCCCGGGAUAUGAAGGCCAUGUCAGGAGAGAACCAGGAGUACUUCGAGAAGCACCGCUGGCCGCCGGUGUGGUACCUGAAGGAGGAGGAUCACUACCAGCGGGCGAAGAAGGAGCGGGAGAAGGAAGACUACCUCCACCUCAAACGGCAGCCCAAGAGGCGAUGGCUCUUCUGGAAUGCCUCCACCUCCCCUUCCUCCUCUCCUUCAUCGUCGGCAGCCACAGCCUCCUCUUCCUCCUCCUCCUCCUCCUCCUCCUCAGCUGUGGUUUGAAAGCCCGUCCUUGCCCUGGCUCCAGCAUCCCUGGGAGGCGACGGGGAGGAGGAGGAGGAGGAGGAAGAGUGGGGUGAUCUGCCCCAGCAUCAGGCGUGGAGCGGACGCCACCGGCCGAAGCCCCAGAGGAGAUGGUGGUAGCAGGGGCCCGUCCCUGCGGAGGGGCUCGGGGUCGGGCGCCAGCCCCCGGCGCUCCUGGAGCCCUGCUCUCCCCGCGCCGCAGCUGGCAGCGCGCUGCAGGACUGGCAGAGACCGAGCAGCAGGAGAAACUCAUGUUUACAGGAGCACGAGGGCUGUGUUGUGGUUUUAUUUUGGUUUUUUUGGUUGGGUUUUUUUGGUUGGGUUUGGUUUUUUUGGUUUUUUUUUUUUUUUUGAACAUCAGCAGCAUGAGGAAGAAGAAGAAACCCAUCCCGCUUCCAGUUUAAUUUGUAACCACAGGCUGCGGGAUAUGGUUGGUUUGUCUGAUGGCAUCUCGCCACCCUGGGCAGCCGGAGCCGCUGGGGGGGGGUCCUGCCACCCCCUUCGACUUGCAGCAGGGUCAGGCAGGUGCAGGGGACCCCGGUCCCUAAAUGCUUCAAGGCACUGCAGCAUCCUUCCUUCUCCUCACAAGUGGGGUCUGUCCCAAUUCGGGGAGCAAGAGGGGACAGGAGCUCUCUCCUCUCUGCCUCUUAACUUUUUGGUUUAGUUUAAAAAAACUUAAAGCAAAAAAAAAAAAAAAAAACAAACCAACAAUCCCACACCCACCCAACCCUGCAACCUGCCACACCAGAAACCAACCCCAGGCCCUUGGCUUGGGAUUUUAGCCUGGAAGGCUCCAUUGUAAUAAAUGGUAUUUUAAAAGCCCAGCGUGGUCCCUGUGUGUUUGGGAGGAAGCGGCUGGACACAGGGCAGCCUUGUGCCCUGCUCGGGGUGACACCAGCACCCUUCCACCAGCGCUCCCGGGAUGGACAGGGACAGUGGAGAAGCGUUACAGGAUCCGGCCGUCAAAAAGCCUUGUACGAGAGAGGUGGCUUUACCAUCGGACUAACUUUGCGUGUCCCACCUGUGUCCUUGUAGGUGCACAAACACAGCGGGUACCAGCAGGAGAUGGCAGCAUGGGCCUAGGGGCUUUGCAGGACUUCCAGGCAGGGUGGGUGAGCAGAAGGGACCCAAACCUCCGCUCGCCCUCCCCAGCUGGGAACGGGAAAGCUCCUUUGAGCCCAUCCCUGGCAAAGAGGCUGCUGCCGGAGCGAGCACGUAGGGAUGCUCUGGCAGGGAUGCUCCCGGUGGUGUCCCCUCCUGCUCAGCAUCGCUCCUCUUCCCGGCUGGCCUCGGUAGAGCACCUCGGAGUCAUUCAUUUCGCACGCUCAUCCUCAGCCACAGAUGCAGGAGCAAGGUUGCAGCUCCAGUGAGCUUACACUCGGUGUUUUCACACUUUGCAGCACCAGCGAGGAGGUAGGACGAGAAGUUUCUUUCCCUUUCAAAUCUGGGCGCUCGCCACUGCUUCCGAGUCCUGUUUGCCUUCCCCAGGUCAGGACCCAAGCCCCUGUGUCCUGGCAUUAAAUCCUGCAUGUGCCUGGCUCUGCAGGAGCUCCCUGCCCAGGUUUGCAUGCUUGGGAGGCACGCGGGGGCUGCCCGGGACAGGACCUCGGGCACGAAGCCUCCUGGCAGGUCACCAAAAGCUCCUGCUUUUAGCACUUGCCCCAGCCCUGCGUUCUCGAUAAACCCAAUUGCAGUGCGAAGGCUGGCGGGCAGCUCAAGGGGGCUUUCUGGGGCGAGCAGAACCCUUUUCUCACUAAGCACUGCAUGGAUUUGCAACACGGCUAUUGCAACACACAGAGCCCUGGCUGGGUGUAGCCGGAGCGGGGAGCACCGCGGCCCCCCCCGGCAGCAGCAGCUCCGUCACGGGGGUCAGCAGCAUCGUUUGGCCCCGGGGUCCCAGCCCCUGCACACCCGAGGGACUGAGGUUUCAGCCUCCUGCUUUUGCAGGCGACUUAAAGAGCAUGGGAUUCAUGGCGUAGGUGUAAAGGCAGAGCCCAGGUUGGCUGCUGGGGACUUUUCCUGGCAGAAGCAUCGCUGGUGGGGACCGUUCCUGGCAGGAUGCCGGUGUGGCAGAGCACUAACGCCAUGGGCUGGGUCCUCAGUGCCACGCGGAGCAGCUGCUGAGCAUCUGGUCCAGCUCCUUUGGUGCCCACUGAAACCUAGAACAGACCAUCGCCAGCGUUAUGGCAGAGUAAGGGAAAAAAUAUUUUAAAAAAAGAUGAGAAAUCAGGAGGAUUUUUUAAAAGUUUAUUCUUCCUUCAUAAAGAGACAUGUAAAAACUGGAAAUAGCAAACUGGCUGGGCCAGAGCUCUGUAUAAAAACACACAAUCAUGCAUAGUAAAAAAACACUAUUUUUAUAUUAGCUUUUAAGUUAAUAUAUGUACAUGUUUACAAUUACUAAAUAAAUACAUAAAUACAAA